Messenger RNA from Penicillium malachiteum, 3489 nucleotides. RefSeq lists its product as uncharacterized. Gene Ontology annotation, cellular component: membrane. The record is from RefSeq and is a predicted model, not a curated record. NCBI's taxonomy places the organism in Eukaryota, Fungi, Ascomycota, Eurotiomycetes, Eurotiales, Aspergillaceae. Gene Ontology annotation, molecular function: metal ion transmembrane transporter activity. The transcript has 10 exons. The coding region runs from base 1 to 3489 and encodes 1162 amino acids. Gene Ontology annotation, biological process: transmembrane transport; metal ion transport.
AUGCCGUCGUCCUCAGUUUCUGGAUUAAGGCGCCCGCCCUGGUUUGAGCAUAUCCAGAACGUGUCCAAGACGAACGUGGAUAUUGUUGCUGUGCCGCCUAUUGGAGCACAUCAUCAAAAGCCAUGGACUGCACAUAAUAACAACAUACCCUGGCUUAAAAACGAGUUGCUUCAACAAGUACCUAGAGCACGGGUCUUGUUAUACCAUCAUGGACAUGUCCACGAGCACGACAAGAUUGAAAAUCUAGGUCAACGCCUGUUAAACAUAUUAUUAGAUGAACGCAGAAAACACAGCAGUCGGCGACCAUUAUUCUUUAUCUGCCAUAGCACAGGAGGCCUCGUGGCAAAGUCAUGUCUGGCUUUAGCUUCACGGGCCGAGCCGGCCCAGGCUAUACUAACCAGCUGCUAUGGCAUCGCUUUCCUAGCAACUCCUCACCAAGGCUCGAGUUAUCUAUCGGCGGAGGAAUAUAUGCCAAGUAUUCAUCGCAUACUUCAUCUUGAGCAGGAUCUUCCUGCAUCUCUCAGGGAACAAUUUCGGCCUCGUCAGGAUACACUCUGGCAUCUUUCGAACCAGUUCAAAGCACUAUCAGCUGAUAUGAAAGUCUGGUCGUUUCUUGAAACUAUUGACUCCACCUUGACUGUAUUGGAUGUGGAUUUUGGGACCACCGUGGAGUUUCAUGCGCCCAUUACAUCGAUUCGUUCUGGGUUAUUGGAUAUUGAGCAUGAGAAUGAAAUCCCAAUGGCAACGGACCACAUCGGAGCAGCCAGUUUCCAAGGCCAGGAAGGAGUACGCAAUACGUUUCUGGUUGAGUUAGCCGAUGCAGUCAACACGGCGGUGGAGCUCUCUAGUCAUAUAGAUACCGAGUUGAACGUGGAACAAGAGGUGAAGGUUCAGAUCAAUGGAUUUUUCGAGGACCCUGCAUUGGGUGUCAGCGAUGAGAGUCCUCUCAAACUAUGGUCAACGCAUGUCUCCUUGGAGGAGUAUCUCGCUCGUGGACCUGGAGCAUGUCUUCGGGAUCGCUUGAAGCGUAUCCACCCGGGUGGAUUUGACGACUCCUCUAUAAGCAGCUUUGACAGUCAUCCCGUUCCACCUAUCGUCCCUCCACAGGACCACCUCGAUCACAAUGAACAUAAUGAGACCCAGCAAGAAACUCGCCAGGAGCAUCAAGAAACCAGGCCCUCCAGACCCACUAUACGAGAAAGUCGAAGCUUCAUCUCACCAGAAAAUCAACUUUCUCCCACAAUCCAUAUCACAGAAGCUUCCAUGGAUGGCUAUUUUGGUAGAGAGCGUCCCUCAAGUGAAAGUCCACCGCCACCGGUGGAGCGAAAACGGAAAUCCUCUAUAGCCAAAGUGUUUGGUAUAUCCCAUCUUCGGGCUCAUAGACGAAGUACUUCGGAUACAAGUUCUCAAGGAAGUAGCUCACGACCCGCAUCGGGAUCUAACUCGUCGCCACGAAGUACCGGGUUCCUAGUAAUCCCUCCAUCAACACGAGACCGCAUCAAUCAACACGGCGAUGCACCGGACAUCCCUCGCUCAGUGCCUCGGUUCGAUAGACCUGACCCCGAUACUGAGAAACUACUCUGGAUCCACGUUCCAUAUACACAUACUGGAUGGGUAUCCCAGGUAAUUCGUCGUGCCUGUCAAGAUCGUCAACUUGAAGAACCAAGUUUUCUGAGGAAGUUUAUCAAUGACGAGAACUGGUAUUCAAACCUCAACCGAGCGCGGCAUUCGGAGCCUCAUGCUCGAUUUGUGAGACCUCGAUGCAUCCAUUCCCGUCAGAUGGAUGUAUCCCAAGGAAUCAAAGCAGAUGAUUCGCAUGAUCCUCAAUUAGCUCUCUAUACACCAUAUCUUCAUUGGGAUACGUACCGGAAUCUCAUCCAGCGACGCAAGGUAGUUCAAGAUCGACUUCGACAAGGUCGUUCACGCCCGGUACCACCCCGAAUCGCUAAUGCCAGCCUCGAGGCCCAGCUCAUAUGGCAAUACUUGGGUUGUGAACCACCUAUUCAUUUCAGACGUACACUCGACCAAUUCGGAUACCCGAAUCUACGGUCAACAAUAGCUCGAGACGAUGAUCAAAUGCUCUGGAAGCGUACUCGCAGGCCAGCUCGCAUUGAUGAUCAACUCCGAGAGUAUCUAGAUGCGGCGAGCGACGAGCCCGAUACAGAGCCAACGGAGUUCAUGGAUGGUAAUGUACUAAUGGUUGAUCAACUUUGGCUCUGGAUUGUCGAUCAAAAGACCAUCGUGACAUUCUUCCCGAACCAGGAGGCUACGACAUCUGAGGGAAAACUUUUUGAACAAUCUAAUCUUCACAGCAGUCUAUAUAAUGAAUUGAAUGGGGAUUUAGCGAGACGGUUUGAAACAGCGGGCGACCUUGCCGCCCUAAUCAUGUUGCAUGCUGUGACUGUUCUCUUGGAUCGAACUCUUCACCAUGAUCUUCAGGUUUUGAGAAUAUUUGAAGAAUCUAUAAGCAUAUUGACUGAAUCGGUGACGAAAUCCUUCAAAAGAUUCCGUAAUCGUGGCUUCGCCGAUAGACCCGCCGAUCAUAAUCGUACUGCUGAAGGCAAGAUCAUGACUUCUACGCAGCGAGAUCAACGAGAUCGCCAGGUAGCACGACGCAACCGCGAUGACCUAUCCGUCCUGUUAGAACUACGAGACAUUGAAGACGAGCUAUCAACCAUUAUUAAACUUCUUGAUCAGCAAGAUGGAGUGAUAAAGACUAUGAUGAAGUAUUUCAAUUUAAAGGACGGAAGCUGUGGAAAGGUGUUCCUUGAUGCCGCACAGGUUCGGAUUAAUGAGUAUCGAGCCCAGAUGGGGGAUAUGAAAGAGAAUAGUCAUCUUGCUCAGAAAGCGGUUGAAACACUCCUGGAUCUGAAACAGAAACAGGCAAAUGUGGAUGAAGCCAAAAUGGCGCGCUGGCAAGCAGAAGAAACCCAAAACCAGUCUCGAUCCUUGAUGGUCUUCACCAUUUUCACCGUAAUUUUCUUACCCUUAUCAUUCUUCACCUCCCUCUUCGGUAUGAACGCUCGAGAAUGGAGCGGAGUAUCAGAGAACAUGCCUCUAGCCGAGAUGUUCGAAAUCGCAGCACCAGCCUCAUUCGCGAUAAUCGCCUUUGCUCUUUUAAUGGCAUUUAGCGAGAAACUACGAGAAGCAGUAACAAAAUCCCACAAGAUUGGAUUCGGGCUUUGGGGCGACUUUAUUUCCGGUCCUAUCAAAGACUUUCUACAUUGGCGCUCCAUCAAGAAUCAAAUUCCUCCGCUUGCUUCUGAAGACUCGCGGAUGCGCAAAAGGUUCGAUCAGUACCUUGGGUAUGAACAGCACCGGGUUAAGUUUGAUGAGGAUUUUUGGCAAAGAAGGAAAGAAGCUAAAAAGCCUGUUUUGGAGGUUGAGUGGAAGAAUUCCAAGAUUGCGCAUCCUCCGACUGCGACUAAGGAGGUUAUUUUGGAGAAGCCUAAGCCUACACAUGGAGGUGAGGCUAGAUUACCUGUUUGA